AUGAUUUACGAACUCCGCAUUUAUACCACGGUCCCUGGCCGCUUGCCAAACCUGCUCGCCAGAUUCGAGAACCACACACUCAAGAUCUGGGAGAAACACGGGAUCAGGCAAUUGGGGUUCUGGACGACGCUGGUAGGCCCCGAUUCCAACGACCUGACCUACAUGCUGGCAUGGGAGUCUCUGGCCGAACGCGAGCAGAAAUGGAACGCCUUCCUCAAUGAUCCAGAGUGGAUCAAAGCGAGGAUCGAGAGCGAAAAGGAUGGGGCCAUCAGCGCGAAGAUGUCGAACAGCUUUCUGGUGCCGACGAAGUUCUCUGCCAGUCAGUGA
Messenger RNA from Exophiala spinifera, 327 nucleotides. RefSeq lists its product as uncharacterized. The transcript is spliced from 2 exons. The record is from RefSeq and is a predicted model, not a curated record. The coding region runs from base 1 to 327 and encodes 108 amino acids. Lineage: Eukaryota; Fungi; Ascomycota; Eurotiomycetes; Chaetothyriales; Herpotrichiellaceae.